AUGGUCCGCCUCCGCCUCACCAACAACCAGACUGGUCACGGGGUCAACGCCGAGAUCCCGCUGCUCAACCACCAACAACCCAUCCGGGAGUUCUACCCGCUCGACUCGAGCGGCAAGUUCCUCAUCAACGCUGCCGAGCUGACGGCCGAUUUCCAGGGCGUCGAGGUCGUCGUCAACGCCGGCGGCCAGUCGGUCGUGCUCACCACCAACCAGAACUCGAAGCAGUUCAACGGCCUGGUCGACGCGGCCAACGGGAGUAUUUUGGCCAGGAAAGCCUGA
Molecule: messenger RNA, 279 nt
Organism: Fonsecaea pedrosoi CBS 271.37
Lineage: Eukaryota; Fungi; Ascomycota; Eurotiomycetes; Chaetothyriales; Herpotrichiellaceae
Exons: 1
Coding region: 1-279 (92 amino acids)
Source: RefSeq, a predicted model, not a curated record